Anopheles bellator is the source of this 1659-nucleotide messenger RNA. Its product is annotated as protein mono-ADP-ribosyltransferase PARP16-like. Lineage: Eukaryota; Metazoa; Arthropoda; Insecta; Diptera; Culicidae. Bases 319 to 1458 code for a protein of 379 amino acids. The transcript is spliced from 3 exons. Gene Ontology annotation, molecular function: protein serine/threonine kinase activator activity; kinase binding; NAD+ poly-ADP-ribosyltransferase activity. Gene Ontology annotation, cellular component: membrane; endoplasmic reticulum tubular network; nuclear envelope. The record is from RefSeq and is a predicted model, not a curated record. Gene Ontology annotation, biological process: endoplasmic reticulum unfolded protein response.
AGCCCAUUCGUUUGAAAGGCUUUUUGUGGAUAAUCAAUGUAAGGAGACAGAAACGAAAUUGUUUUCGCGGAUUCAGAUUUUUUAAGUCGUUCUCCGAUAUGUAAUUCGGAAUUACUCUUCAACGCCCAGUGGCACCCGUUCCCCGUGACAGUUCACAGCUGGCUUGCGAUUCCUAUGUUUGCUUUGGUUUCUUUGCUUUCGUUCCGAAAUUUAAUGUUUGUCCAACGUCGUCGUUUAGCUGGAAACUCUCCGCGCGUUUAGGUUCUGUUCGCUCUGUGAAAGGCCUGCUUAGGUGCAAAUAGUGUGCUCCCAUCAAGUAUGGACGAGGUGCCGAUCGAAAGGCAACGUUCGCUUCUGAGGCAAACCGUUGCACAGGAUCCGCUCGCAGCCGACCUGCGCCUGUCGCUGUUUGCUUCGGCGGCUCGAUCCUUUCGUUAUGAUUCCUGCCUGCAACCGUUUCCGCCGGAUUUCAUCGUGAACGGUGAGAAAAACAUUGAUCACCUGUAUAGCGUGCUCGAGACGAUUCCACCGGUAGCGGAACUUACUGCUAGCGCUCUCGAAACGCUCGACGACAAGGCGGUCAGAUUGCUCCAUUGGAUCCUGUGUCGUCAACCGCAUCCGUUGCUGCGGAUCGUACCAAAAUCGCAGCACGAAGAGAUUCUUGCCAAGUGCCCUUGCCAUGCCAAACACCAACCGCCCAGCCAGAUAUUCGAAGUGACACAUCGUGCCCACCAGUCGGCGGAGCGAUCGUUUCGCGAGAAUGCGGUCCACUUCCGCACGCGCCACGCUUACCACGGCAGCCGGCUGUUCAACUUCCACUCCAUUCUGCAAUACGGUCUUCAGCAACACCUGAACAAGGUGUCUAUGUUUGGGGAGGGCAUCUACUUGUCGGCCGAGUUGCACGUGAGCCAAAUGUUUGCCACCAACGGAUCCGGCUGGAACCGGUCUACACUCGGGACGCACCUAGCCUGUGUGGCGCUCUGCGAGUACGUGGACAAUCCUAACUACGUGGUUAGCCAGGAGGAGACUCCGGCCAUCGAUGAGAGCACCAUACCGUCGCCGGCGUCGGCGGGCGUUUCGGCUACCCUGACCGGUAACGGUAGCUUACCAGAGCGAUACAUCCUCAUCAAAAACAAUGAAAUGGUACAGGUUCGCUAUCUGUUCCUGUACGGGACCAGCAAAGAAGCAAAGACUGACCCCAACAGAGAGCAACGCGCCGCAACCCACGGUCCAGUGCUUUUUCCCCUCCAACCGGCAUUCUUGCAGCGCCCACCAAGCCGUUUUGUGCAGUGGGUCGCCGACAACAAGGGAAUCGUGCUGAUCGGUGGGUACGUGGGUCUGCUGUUGAUUGUCGGGUUCAUCAACAGCCGAAACGCGCACUACGUCAAGGAGAUGUUCCUGCAGAAACUCAACCACGUCUACAAUGCUGUGCUGAGCUUUCGUCCUGACGGCGAGUAGUAGCGGCAACCGGCUAGGUUAGGCUUUUGUUGGGCACCACCUUUGUCUGUGUUAGAGUUUUUGUUUAGAUUUCUACUAAGUGUACGGGGAAUUGAAAAAUGUAAUUAUCUUAUAUGCGAGGGGGCAAGUGAUAAACGUUAUCGGCAAACGGGAAAGCUCAUGUAUCUGGAAUUGUCCGCAGUGAAAUAAACCAAACCAUUA